GAGGCUGAUAUAGGUGUGUCUUUAACAGGACCUAUUUAAGGCUGGACCACCUGAGUUGGGGACAGGACAGGCUGGUAUAUGCUGCAGCUCCCCCGUGAUCAUGGCGCGGCUCUCCCUUGCAGAAGUGGGGCUGCUGCUUCUGUUAGCGCUGGCCUUGAUGCUCAGUGCUGAGGCAAAGCAGAAGAGGCUAAAGACCCUGAGGAGGAAGAAGAGAGAGUGGAUCCUUCCACCUGCCAAGAUUGAAGAAAAUGUUGACUACACAAAGAGGGAAUUCAUUGCCAAGAUUCGCUCUGAUAAAGACCAAUACGCAAAGGUUGAGUAUUAUCUCACUGGACCAGGAGCUGACAAGCCACCCUUCAAUCUGUUUAUGGUGGACCAUAACACUGGGUUCGUACGCAUCACUGAUAAAGUGGACCGGGAGACAUAUCCAUCAUUCAAUAUAACAGGGGUCGCCAAAUACUUGAAUGGGACCACAGCUGAGUACGACAUCCCGCUCACUGUCACAAUCCUGGACCAGAAUGACAAUGCUCCUUAUUUUGAACUGCAUACUGGCAACGUCACAGAGGCAAGCAAAGAAGGAACCUUUGUCAUGCAGAUUGUGGGGAAAGAUGAUGACCAAGAUGGCACAAAAAAUUCAGAGAUAUCCUACAGCAUCAUCAGUCAAGAGCCAGCAGGCACAGGUCACAUGUUCACUUUAGACCAAAAGACAGGCAAAAUGUACGUCAAGGAGGCCACCCUGGACAGAGAGACUCAUGACUUCUACAAACUGGUUAUACGGGGGGUUGAUCUGGGAGGGGCAGCACAGGGGCUAUCAGGGACAGGAACUGUGGAGAUCAAGGUCGUGGACAUCAAUGACAACAUCCCCACUCUGGAACAGGCUGAGUACACUGGCUCAGUGGAUGAAAAUGUUGACAAUGUAGUUGUGAUGAGGAUCAAAGCUCUGGACAAAGACCUCAUACACACAGACAACUGGCUCACUGUCUUUACAAUCGCCAAAGGAAAUGAGGAUAAUGUCUUCUCGAUUGAGACAGACAAAGACACCAAUGAGGGCAUCCUGAAGCUGAUUAAGCCUCUGGAUUUUGAAGAGGUUCAGAAUCUUCAGCUUGGCCUGCUCAUUGAGAAUGUAGCUCCUUUUGAGGAGGGUGGUCCUAUACUCAUGGAUGUGGACCUUCUGGUUGGAGAGGGUAAUCCUCUGGCUACUGGAGCUGCUGCAGGAGCUGCUGCGGGAGCCGGAGCCGGAGCCGGAGCCGGAGCUGGAGCUGGAGCUGGAGCAGGAGUGGAUUUAGGUGUAGAUGUAGGGUUGGAUACAGGAGUGGAUUUAGGUGUAGAUGUGGGGUUGGAUGCCGGACUUAAGCCUGAGGCAGGGCUCGGCCCUGGCCCUGGAGUUGGGGUUGGCCUUAAACCAAGUGUCAAACCAGGACCAGGGACAAAGCCAAAGCCAGGGGCACCGAAGAAAAGCUAUCCCAUUAAGAUAGCAGUGAAUAAUAUGCCUGAAGGUCCAGCAUUUAUUCCUGACAUCAAGCAUGUUCCAGUAUCAGAGGAUCCAAAGGAACAACCUGAGGAUGGUGUGAUCACAGUGUUUGCUGCCGUCGAUCCAGACACAGGGAAACAAGCGGAAGAUGUCAGUUAUGCCAAAGCCUAUGAUCCAGAUAACUGGUUUACCAUCGAUGAAGAGACAGCUGAGAUUAAACUCAACAAGAAACCAGACAGAGAGUCAACGUUCUUGGUGAACGGCACCUACAUUGCCAAGAUUCUGGCCAUAACCAAAGACGUGCCAUCAAAGACAGCCACAGGAACAAUAGCCAUUCAAGUGGCUGACUCCAACGACCAUUGUCCCACCUUGACCAGCACUCACAGCAGCCUGUGCUCUGAUGGAAAAACUGUUUAUGUUACUGGCUUUGAUGAAGAUGUUAACCCCAAUGCUGCACCAUUCACAUUCAAAAUCAUACCUGAUGGAACGCGAGGCAGCUGGGACGUAGAACCCAUCAAUGACACGAGUGCUGCUCUUCACUCACGUGAGACGCUGUGGCCUGGCUCGUACAAGCUGCAGGUGGAGGUGUUGGAUGUCCAGGGUCUGUCCUGCCCAGUCAAUGAGGUUUUUACUGUGGAUGUUUGUACCUGUGUGGAAACAGAGGACUGUGGCUCGAGGGCAGCCAAACUAGUAACUACUUCAACGGAGCUCUCUGCCCCAGCCAUUGGCCUGCUGCUAAUGGCAAUGUGCUUGCUGCUGUUCAUCCCUCUUUUCCUGCUCUUCUGCCAGUGUGGAGGAGCAGACACCAUCUUUCCUGACCAAUUUAGCGAUCUGCCAUUUGAUGUCAAAGAACACCUCAUAUCUUACCACACUGAAGGCAAAGGCGAGGAUAAGGAAGUGCCACUUCUCAGCAUCCCUAUCAUGUUGGGUACCCAAAAGAAAGUUGAGAUGGCAUCAGUACCAAACUUCAACACCCUUCCUUCAAAAAUCUCAGAAACUCAUCAGACGACUGCAGUCUACAAUGAAUCUGUGCAGAAGUUUCAGGAAACCAGCCAAAGUUUCAUGGCGGUCGAUAAUGCCUACAGGCUUUCAAGGGAAUCAUUCAACCGUGGUAGAGGCACCGCAAGAUUCGGCAAGCAAACACUUGGCGUGCAAACCAGGACAGCUUUGUAUGAGGAUAUAGCCCUACCUGAUGCUUUCCUCAAUGAAUACUACUCACAGAAAGCAGAGUGUGCAGCACCAGUAAAGGACGGUCUAUUGGAAUAUGAUUUUGAGGGCCAGUGCUCUCCUGCUGGCUCAGUGGGCUGCUGCAGCCUUCUGGAGUCUGACAACAACCUGCAGUUCCUCAAUGAACUCGGGCCAAAGUUCAAGACUCUGGCUGAGAUCUGUUCCCCUCCUACACCAACACCCAAAGUAGCAGGUGCUGUCAAAACCACAGUUGAUAUUGUUAAACCGGUUGUUAAGCCCAAAAUAGAGAAAAGUGAGACAAAACCUACUGAUGUUAAGACAGAGAAAGUCAUGUCAUCUACUAACAUCUCAAAAUCAUCCAUCAGCACUGUAAGCACUGCCUUGCCUUCCAUGACACUUCCUCUCUCCAAGGGUACUAACAUCAGUCAUUCCUCUGACAUCAUUCAGUCUGCUACUCUGCCCCGUCAAGCUCAGACAUUGGUACUAAAGCAGCAGCCAGUUUACUAUACUACCAGACCUGUACUACAGCCCAUGCACUAUGUAGUUCAACCACAGCUACAGAACACAGUUCUUCUGUCAGAUGGGACCCAUGGAGCCAAUUUCCCAGGCUUCUAUGUAGUCAGUGGGCCCCAGAAUCCUUCUUCUGGACUUGUAAUCAGUGGACCCCAGAGUCCUUCUUCUGGACUCGUAAUAAGUGGACCAACAGGCUCUCCUUCUGGGCUAGUUAUCCAGAACACAGAGAGCUCCAAAACCCCUGCCAGCCCCACCAGUCUAGUCAGCCCCAACCUGUUGCUACCUGUGAGCCCAGGUGUGUCUCAGGGCUCAGUCCCUGCGGAUGGCUGGAAAAUCAUAGGGCCAAAUCCUAAUGGUAAUUAUAUGUUAGUUAAGGAUAAGAGUAGUCCAGGAGAGGCAGAGGGGGUGGAUCCAGGCUCACUUCAGGGCACUUUGCCCAGAGGUGCUAUCCUGGUAAAAGAGGCUGCUCCCCCUCAGGGGGUUUUCGGCCCAGCAGCCCAGGGGAGUGUGUAUGCUGUUCUGCCAGGACACACUUUUGCUAAAAAGGGGGAUGUUGUUGCAGUAAAUAGAAAUUUGGGGCAAACAUGGGUUGGGCAACCUGGGCAGAUGGGGUUAGGGCCGGUCACUGUUUUGGGAGGUGGUGUUGGGCAGCCACAAAUGGGAAUGGGACAUGUGGUGGCAGUGAAGUCAGAUGUAAGACAGGCUGGAAUUUGGCCAGCUGGAAUAAGUCCAGUUGGUAUUAGGCAGGUCAGUGUAAACCAGUUCCAAGGAAUUACUCCAUUGGAACAAACUGUGAAUGCCAGUGGUAUUCAAAAAGCAUGGAGAAUUGAUUCACCAAAGGAAGAUAAGACCAAUGUCAAUGCCUUUGUUACUGCUGAAACCACUAAAACUCAUCCGCCUCCAAAGGAGGAGGUUAUGAUGAAAAACUGGUUCAUGGAUGUCAGUGAUUCAGCUCAGAACAUACAUGAUGAUACAGUUGAAGAAAAGCAAUCAGAAGUUGUAAUCACCUACACAUCAGAGCAACAUGUAAUAUUAAAUGAUGCGGAUCCUAGUGAGGUGGUCCAAAGUGCAUUUGAAGACAAUGAGGGUAUCCAAGAGUAUCCAACACAAAAAUCAGAAAAAUAUUCAACUGUAAAUUUUGAAGAAGACAUUGUGAAAUCAUUACCAGUGUCAGAUGUACUGCAGACAUCAUUUGAGCAAUCUGACACAGUGACAGAGAACCCAGGAGAUAAAAUGGACAAAAUAGUGCUGGAUCAGUUGACAGAAUCCGAUGAGCCACAAGAGAACGCAGAGGAAAAAGCUAAGGCUCCACAAUCAGAGCAGCAGGAAAACCAUGUUCCCUCUGAAGGUUUUUCCGAGGCAGUUACAUCUUUGGUCAUUAAAAUGUCAUCCACUGAAGAUUUCCUACAUGGAUCAGAUGUCACUGAUUUAGUUAAUACAGACAAAGAGAAUGAAGAGACAUUAGCAUUUUCUCAAGGAGAGGAAGCCCCUUCUGGUUCAGACUACAUCAGCAGUGUAGACGAUCAAAUACAUGACAACACAGGAGAAAUUGUGGGGAUACAGGAAGCGGCACAAUUGAAAGACAAAGAAGUGCAAGAAGAAGAGAAACCUGUCCAGCUCAGUGCAGUUGAAGGUCCAGAGGACAGAAGUUCUGAGGUUGGGUUAGAAUCUCUAUCAAAUGAAGUCGCAGAGGAUCAAAGUGGAAGGGAGUUCAAUGAAGCUGUCAGUCUAGCAAAGAAAGUUGCUUCAGACUCAGAAACAAAUCAGUUUGUUGCCACUUCUGAUAGUAUCCAGACAGCAGAUAAUUUAAAGGAAAUGACUACUCUCACCAGUAAUGCGCAUGAAGAGGUUAAGGCUGAGCAGGAGCAACUGUUACAUUCUGAAGUGGGACUCAAUACUGUGGGUGAUAAAUUGUCAGCAACUUCUGCAAAUGAGCUUUUAACAGAUACUGUGAAUGAGUUUAAAGAGAGGUCAUUUCCUGAUCAAGAAACAAUGCCAGAAUUACAGGUGAAUCAUAGUGAAGGGGAUAUGAUAGACAGAUCCCAUGCAAAGACAGAUAUUGCUGAUGCUGAAGCAAAAACAACAUUGGAGACUGUGAGCACUGUUUUAACCAACCAAGAUGAGAGAGAUCUGGAUGAUCCAAAUUUGAGACCAGCGUUAGAAGAAAUUAUACUAGCACAAGUAGAGACCUCUAAUGUGCCAACCAUUUCAACAUUAGAGCAACGUCUACAUACAGCAAAAGACUCUGUUCACAAAAAAGAUGAUGAUAAUCGACAAAAUAUAACAGCAGGCUCAGAAGUAGACAAUGAUAAAGUCGAAUCAGAUGGAGACAGUAUAAGCAAUAGAGAGACAGAGGAGAUAAUUGUGGAGGAAGGAGUGUCACAGAGAUUCGGCACCUCUGAUGACCAAGAUGAAGACACUGAAAGACAAGAUGCAUUUAGCACAAGUUCUCAAAUGGAGGAUAAGUUCAUCUCAGAUGACAGCAAUACUGAUGAAGAGAAAGAUGAGGCUCCUGUGGAGGAAAUGUUGUCACUGGUACAGCAAGAUAUGCAAGAGAGUGCAAAGGAAUAUGCAUUACAUAUGAGUUCUCAAGUGGAUGGGACCUUAAUCUCAGAUAACGAGGAGGAGAAUGUAGAGGUAAUGGCAUUAUCCGUACAGCAAAAUGUUCGCAUCACAGAUGACCAAGAUGAAAAGAUUGAAAGAGAAGCUGCAUCAGGUAGAAGUUCUCCAUUGGAGGAUCAACUCAUCUCAGAAGACAACAUAAGAGAUGGGGUGAAAAAAGAGGAUACUGUGGAGGAAGAGGUAUCACCUGUACAGCAAGAUAUAGACUUCUCAGAUGACCAAGACAAAGAGAGUGGAAAAGAAGAUACAUCAUGUGCCAGUCCUGAAAUUGAUGGGACCUUAAUCUCAGAUAACGAGGAGGAUAUUGCAGAGGUAGUGGAAUUAUCCACACAUCAAAAUAUUAGCAUCGCAGACGACCAAGAUGAAGAGAUUGAAAGAGAAGCUGCAUCAGGAAGAAGUCUUCCACUGGAUGAUCAGCUCAUUUCAGAAGACAACAUAAGAGAUGGAGCGAAAGAGGAGUAUAUUGUCGAGGAAGAGGUGUCACCUGUACAGCAAGAUAUAGGCUUCUCAGAUGGCCAAGAUGAAGACAGUGCAAAAGAAGAUUUAUCAGACACAAGCCCUCAAAUUGAUGGGACCUUAAUCUCAGUUAACGAGGAGGAGAAUGUGGAGGUAGUAGAAUUAUCCUUACAGCUAAAUGUUUCCAUCACAGAUGACCAAGAUGCAGAGAUUGAAAGAGAAGCUGCAUCAGGAAGAGGUCCUCCAUUGGAGGAUCAGCUUAUCUUACAGGACAACAUAAGAGAUGGAGUGAAAGAAGAGCAUAUUGUGGAGGAAGAGAUAUUAACUGUUCAGCAAACGACUAGCAUCUCUAGUGAAGAUGAUCACAUGGAGGAUAAGCUCAUCUCAGAUGACAGUGUAAGUGAUGGAGAGAAAGAUGAGUUGUCUAAGCAGCAAAAAAGUAGCAUUUCAGAUGACCAAGAUGAAGAAAACAAAAGAGAAGAUGCACUAGGAACAAGUCCUCAGUCACGGGAUUAUCUCAUGUGCUCAGAUAACAUACAUGAUGGAGAAAAGGAAGAUAUAGUAACGUCACCUUCACAGCUAAAUAUAAGAGUCCCAGAUGACCAAGAUGUUAAAAGAGCAAAAGGAGACACAUCAGGCAGAAGUUCUCACAUAGAAGAAGAAGGCAUUAAGUCUUACUGGAUGUUACAAGAGGACUCUCAGUCUUUAGAGACUGAAUGUUUGGAGAUGAAUCAGGUGGCAGCAAUGUCAAAGGUGACUGAAAUUCAAGAAAUGCCAUAUGACGUUACUACACAUCAAGUAAGGCAAGGGAUAGAAUCUUCUCAGAUAGGUGACAUAACUCUGGAUAUUAAUGAGGGACAAGAUACUGUUGGUCAAGAGUUAGUGAGGGGUGCUAACAUGAUGGGUUUGGACGAUGUGGUCACAUCUUCAGAGGAACUGAUAUCAUCCAGGGUGGCCAUAGGACAGGUUUCUGUGUCAAGUCAAGACAAAGGGGCCAGUGGUAACAUAUUGGCAUCUGGACAAGUAGCUGAGGGUGAAACCACUCAGUCUGAUUACCAGAGCACAGAAGUACUUAAUUUGGAAAAAGGCAAAGCAGAAGCCACUUCUGACCUAGAGAUUAUGGAUCGAAUAGAUUAUGCAUCUGGUCAAAAGACCACUGUUUUGGAAACAGACCCAGCCUUAGCAGAGACAGGAGCUGCAAAUUUUCUUGCAAGAAGUGAGGUAGCUGAGGAGGCUGGUUACCUUAUUCAGAAUGAGAGCGUGCAUAUGACUGGAGAAGCAGCAGAGAUAGGCCCAGACACUGUGGGGGAAGCUGGUUUUAUAGAGGUUGAGGCAAGUGGUAGUCAAGUGAGUCCUGCAGAGCUUCAGACAGUUAUCAGCCAAACUGCUCGGAACAAAGCCAGAAAGGGUAAAAAGGACAAGAGUCUAAAAAGCCCCUCUGGAAAGUGUAAGCAACAGUGAUUGUUCUCCGUUUGAAGCUGGGUUAUAUAGAUACACAGUUUCCCUAUACAAUGUGGAAGUGGUAAGCACCUGGCUGGGAGCGUUUCCACCUAGAGAUCAGUUUGCUUGAGCAUAUGUGAACACAGCAAUCACACUUGGAUGCGAGACAUAACAAGCAGGCGAGAUCAUCCAAAUCUGUUCAGGAAACAAUCUUAACAACAACAAUCCUGUAUGAGCCAUGUACAUAUUUAUACUAAUAAUUUGGUUACCAUGGCAACACGUACGCAUGUAAUAAUGCUGAAUCAGUCAUUUCUUCAUGAGGUCUUUGUGUCAUAAUGUACACUUUAAAAGCAUCAAAGUGUCACUCACCAGAAUUUCCCCACGUGGGUUCUGAUGAUGCAGGAUGACUUUCCAAUCAACAAGUUAACUGUCAGUCUGUAUAACUUUAUAUAUACUCCUCUUGGUUCAUUUGUAAAAAGUCCGUGUGAACACAAACCGGAACAGAAUUUAAAUGCAACAUUGUGUAAUAUUUUCCCCUUGGUCUGGACCAAAUUAACCCAACCACAGGUGUGAAAGCACUGAACUGUCUUCACACGUCAAAAACCUGCAGCCACACCCACGCUUUAAUCAAGGGUGGGUGUGGCUGCAAGUUUUUGUUCCAAUCAAGCAAGAGGACACCUGAAAUGACUGUGUGAAGACAGUUCAAUUGAUUGAAUGAACCAAGUCAGGUGUGCUGCUGCAUGGUUGGAAUAAAAACCUGCAGCCACACCGGCCCUUUCAUGGAUCAGUUUGACACCCCUGAUCUAGACGGACUGAACUGCAUCAGCAAGCAUAAGUCCGUGCAUCAGGAUACUUUACUGUUGUAACUUCCUACUUGUUUUGUAGGGUGGGGGGGACAAUUACCAACUCUGCCACCCUAGUUGACAGCAGCCAUCACUUUAAUGUCAAACCUGCCCCAGCAGGUCUGUUAUUACUUUAUUCCACAGAAUGCCAAAUAUACAAGAGUGGCAGAAGACCAAGCACUGCUGCUUAGAAACCGUUUCUCUCUCUUUUAGAAUGGAGACACCAACAGCAGAAUGUCAUUUGACUGGUCAGAGUCUUUGUUAGUGAGGAUGGGCAUAUUUUUACAUUAAAGCAAACCUUAUAACUUUUUUACCAUACUUUUAACCAUAACUUUGGACAACAUAAAUUUGAGAUCAAUUUUCAGUUACAGAGAAAAGUCAGUUUUUGGUCAAGUCAAAAUGAUUGUAUAAUGCCUAUUUUAUAGCUCUGAUUGCAAACAUCACUGAUGUGAAGCUGGUUCUAGUCCUGUGCUUUGAAUUUUGGUGGUGGGUCAACCCAAUGUCUUAUCUUUUAUUUGAUCAUCUAAUAACAUGUGAUAGAGGCAUCUGUUCUUAUUUGCUUUUAGCUGAAACGAAAAUCAUUACUAGACAGAACACGUUUAACAAGUUGAAAGAGAAGCCGCAGGAACUAUGUUGGAUUUAUUAACAUACUUGUCUUCACCUGUAUGAGGGCGCAGUAGUUUGGUGAUUUUAUCUUUUCAUCUUCUUCUUUUUUUACGAUUGCAAUAAAAAUGUCAUUACUUUUAGUAAAAGAACAUUUGGAAA
This is a messenger RNA of Dicentrarchus labrax (European seabass), 9297 nucleotides long. RefSeq lists its product as uncharacterized. NCBI's taxonomy places the organism in Eukaryota, Metazoa, Chordata, Actinopteri, Moronidae. Gene Ontology annotation, molecular function: calcium ion binding. Bases 101 to 7711 code for a protein of 2536 amino acids. The transcript is spliced from 14 exons. The record is from RefSeq and is a predicted model, not a curated record. Gene Ontology annotation, biological process: homophilic cell-cell adhesion. Gene Ontology annotation, cellular component: plasma membrane; desmosome.